Molecule: messenger RNA, 1545 nt
Organism: Prionailurus viverrinus (fishing cat)
Lineage: Eukaryota; Metazoa; Chordata; Mammalia; Carnivora; Felidae
Gene: TBPL1
Product: TATA-box binding protein like 1
Exons: 8
Coding region: 531-1091 (186 amino acids)
Biological process (GO): DNA-templated transcription initiation
Molecular function (GO): DNA binding; general transcription initiation factor activity
Source: RefSeq, a predicted model, not a curated record
AGAGUGGGACUCCGGGGGCGCCGCGGGGUUCUGCGCUGCCUGGCGCUCCCCAGGCCGUUACCCGAGUCUCGCUCCCGCGGGCAGCGCCUCUCAGGCCACCCCCGAGAGCUCAUCGGACCCCAGCGCGGCCGUUCAAACUGGCGAGUGUGCGCCUCUCGGGGUCCCCGGAUUCUAGGGCUACUUGGGCGCAGAGCCGUGAAAGAGUCUCAGUCCCCAGGCGCCCAGCUUUCGAGUGACCGCCCUCCUACGCCCGUCGGCCUGAGCCACCGUUUCUCCUGCUGGGCUCCCCAGCCCUAGCCUGCAGCCGCCCUCGCCCCCGUCCAUCCUUCCAGGAUCUGACUGCGCCGCGCAUAAGCCUCUGAAGUGCUCGGGCUCCCAGGCGGAGUCCUGACCGCAAACCCAAAAGUAGCUGAGACUGCUGCUCUGCUCCAGUAAUUCAAGUGACUCAAGGAUGACCGCAUAGAACUGGAAAAUUAUUUGUUUAUGGAUGUGAUCUUCGUGGUGGGAAGCUCAGUUUUUAAACUACCCCAAUGGAUGCAGACAGUGAUGUUGCAUUGGACAUUCUAAUUACAAAUGUAGUCUGUGUUUUUAGAACAAGAUGCCAUUUGAACUUAAGGAAGAUUGCUUUGGAGGGAGCAAAUGUAAUUUAUAAGCGUGAUGUUGGAAAAGUAUUAAUGAAGCUUAGAAAACCUAGAAUCACAGCUACAAUUUGGUCCUCAGGAAAAAUUAUUUGCACUGGAGCAACAAGCGAAGAAGAAGCAAAAUUUGGUGCCAGACGUUUAGCCCGCAGUCUGCAGAAACUAGGUUUUCAGGUAAUAUUUACAGAUUUUAAGGUCGUUAACGUUUUGGCGGUGUGUAAUAUGCCAUUUGAAAUCCGUUUGCCAGAAUUCACAAAGAACAAUAGACCUCAUGCCAGUUAUGAACCUGAACUUCAUCCUGCUGUGUGCUAUCGGAUAAAAUCUCUAAGAGCUACGUUACAGAUUUUUUCAACGGGAAGUAUCACAGUAACAGGGCCCAACGUAAAGGCUGUUGCUACUGCUGUGGAACAGAUUUACCCGUUUGUGUUUGAAAGCAGGAAAGAAAUUUUAUAAUUCAUCGCUUAAUUGGUUAGAAUCCCUAACUGAGCACCUUUUAAAACCUGCUGCACAUUGGACUCAAAACAAAAGGAAAACUGGACCAACAGUAAUUGAGGAAAUAGACUCUUUUAUUCAUUCACGGCUACAGUGUAAGCUCCAGGCCCUUUGGAUUUUAUUUCAGACCUUGCUGUAAUAUAAAAAGGAAGUUUACAAGACAUGACAUUGCUGCUUUUACAAAAGGACAUUCUAUUUAUUUUCGCAGUAAUUCUCAUGUCCCCGAAAGCAGAGCUGUCACAGUGUGCACUACCUUAAAUUGUUCUGUUGUUGUCAUUAGUUUUUUCCAGUUUGAGCUAAUGUGUUUUAUUUGUGAAUAGUCUUUUACAUUUUUGUAUGCUGAAUAUGGGCACCAAAGAACCUGUAAAAGUUAUCUUUUUCAAUUGAAUGUGCACAAAUAAAAGUUUGGAAAAGA